This is a messenger RNA of Brachypodium distachyon (stiff brome), 1690 nucleotides long. Its product is annotated as cycloartenol-C-24-methyltransferase 1. Gene Ontology annotation, biological process: sterol biosynthetic process. The transcript has 14 exons. The coding region runs from base 332 to 1366 and encodes 344 amino acids. NCBI's taxonomy places the organism in Eukaryota, Viridiplantae, Streptophyta, Magnoliopsida, Poales, Poaceae. Gene Ontology annotation, cellular component: endoplasmic reticulum. Gene Ontology annotation, molecular function: sterol 24-C-methyltransferase activity. The record is from RefSeq and is a predicted model, not a curated record.
UUGUCUUCUUUCUCGGCGUCGGCAGUCGGCACACUUGUGCACCAGGCGGCUCAGCUGGACUGGCAGCCGGCUCCCUCCCGUGUCAUAUCCCAGAUUCCCAGCCCCGCCUUCUUCCUCCGCGUCUUCUUCCCACUUCAGCAGUUCAGCUCGGUCCUCCCCUAAGGCACCCUCCUCCCUCCUCCUUCCGUCUGGCAUCUCCCCUCCCAUCGAUUUGGGGGCCUCGCCCUGAGAGGUCGCCGCUCAGUUCGCCCGUUCGUUAAGCCCUAUUGGGUGGACGUUCUCCCGAAGUUACUGACUGACUGUAACUUUGUGCGCAGCGGCGGACUUCACGAUGUCGAAGACGGGAGCCCUGGAUCUCGCAUCUGGCCUUGGCGGGAAGAUCACCAAGGAAGAAGUCAAAUCGGCUGUCGAUGAGUACGAGAAAUAUCAUGGAUAUUAUGGAGGGAAGGAGGAAGCAAGGAAAUCCAACUACACUGAUAUGGUCAAUAAAUAUUAUGAUCUUGCUACUAGCUUCUAUGAGUAUGGCUGGGGUGAAUCCUUCCAUUUUGCUCACAGAUGGAAUGGAGAAUCAUUAAGAGAAAGCAUCAAAAGACAUGAGCACUUUCUGGCCUUACAGCUCGAGUUAAAACCAGGAAUGAAGGUUUUGGACGUGGGCUGCGGAAUAGGCGGACCAUUAAGAGAAAUUGCCAGAUUCAGCUCGACCUCAGUUACCGGUUUGAACAACAACGACUAUCAGAUAACUAGGGGGAAGGAGCUCAAUCGGUUGGCAGGACUUAGUGGAACUUGUGAUUUUGUCAAGGCAGACUUCAUGAAGAUGCCAUUCUCCGAUAACACUUUCGACGCUGUUUAUGCUAUUGAGGCAACAUGCCAUGCACCUGAUCCGGUUGGCUGCUAUAAGGAGAUCUACCGUGUAUUGAAACCUGGUCAGUUUUUUGCCGUAUAUGAGUGGUGCAUAACUGAUCACUAUGAUCCAAACAAUGCAACCCACAAGAGGAUUAAGGAUGAAAUCGAGCUUGGAAAUGGCCUGCCAGAUAUCCGAAGUACUAGGCAGUGUCUUCAAGCUGUUAAAGAUGCUGGGUUUGAGGUUAUUUGGGAUAAGGAUCUAGCUGAAGAUUCUCCAUUGCCUUGGUACUUGCCCUUGGAUCCAAGUCGAUUUUCAUUGAGCAGCUUCCGUUUGACUACCGUGGGACGAUUAAUUACUCGCAAUAUGGUCAAGGCAUUAGAAUACAUUGGUCUUGCUCCACAAGGUAGUCAGAGGGUCUCUAGUUUCCUAGAGAAGGCUGCGGAAGGUCUUGUUGAAGGUGGCAAGAAGGAAAUAUUCACGCCGAUGUACUUCUUUGUGGUUCGCAAGCCUCUUUCAGAAUGAGCAACUUUCAGGUUUGAAGCCAAACAAGGCAAGGAUGCAUUUUGGAGAAGCACGCUUGGGGAGUUUGAUGAUAUGCUGGGAAUCCUAGGUUGUGAUCUGUAGAAGAGAAGCAGUGAAAUGUGUUGUUUCUGUAUGUUCUGUGCUAAAUGUUGGGCUUCUGUUUAGUUUUUGUUGUAUACUUGUAUUCCCAUAUGAGCUUUUAAUCCAAGCAUUUCGUCUGUGGGGUAUGUGCUUGUGCUAGGCUUAGGAUGAACUGACGAUUUGCGACAAUCAUUGUGCUAAGUUAUCAGUGACAUAAAUAAGCUGGAUGCAGUUUGUUUUCUC